AUGAUUGUAAAUACGAACGCUCCAAGAGCGCGGAUUGCCCAGCGGAAGCAUGCUCAGUCUUCACACCUGAGCGCAAUUGCAGUGCUAGCCGCUUGGAAGGGCGCUAUCAGGACAGAGAUAGACUCUCGGAGCUCUUCUAGAUCACAUCUCUCCAGCACCCGUCGCUCUGAACGCGCCGCGCCCUGGGGCCGGGCACAGAGACAGUGCACACCCAGAGAAGUGUCAGCUGCAGUAACGCCGUCGGCGCGCACCUAGACGAUGCGCCGCCUCCUCUCGAGCUGCGCCACCAGGGCCGCGCCAGCGACCCAGCCGCGCCUCGCCGCGCUCCGCGAGACCCUGAAGAAGGAGGCCGCCACCCCGGCGAAAGCGCGCAAGCCCGCGUGGCUCAAGGCCCCGGCCGCCGCCGGCGCGAACUACGAGCGAUUGAGAAGUACGGUGCGCAAGCAGAAGCUCGCGACGGUCUGCGAGGAGGCGCGGUGCCCGAACAUCGGCGAGUGCUGGGGCGGCCGCGCCGCGGCGGGCGACGAAAGUAAUGAGGAGCACACGGCCACCGCCACCAUAAUGAUCAUGGGCGACACGUGUACUAGAGGGUGCCGAUUUUGUUCGGUCAAGACGUCGCGGCGGCCCGAUGCCCUGGAUCCCGAGGAACCGUCGAGGACGGCCGACGCCGUGAACCAAUGGGGUUUGGAUUAUGUCGUCGUGACGUCCGUCGAUCGCGACGACGUCCACGACCACGGUUCUUCACAUAUCUCCGAGACCGUGCGCCAGCUGAAAGCGAAGACGCCGCAUUUGCUCGUGGAAGUACUCACACCGGACUUCGGCGGCGUCGUCGAGCGGGUCAACGAGGUCGCAUUGAGCGGGCUGGACGUCUUCGCGCACAACGUCGAGACCGUGGAACGCCUCACUCCUAGAGUGCGCGACCGGCGCGCGGGGUACCAGCAGACCAUGAAUGUCCUGCAAGCGGCCAAGGCCGCGAAUCCCGCUCUGGUGACGAAGUCGUCGAUCAUGCUCGGGCUCGGCGAGACGGACGACGAGAUUUUGCAGACGCUCCGCGACCUGCGGGCGCACGGCGUCGACGUCGUGACCUUCGGCCAGUACCUGCAGCCGACGAAGCGGCAUCUGAAAGUGGUGGACUACGUGACGCCCGAGGCCUUCGACCGCUGGCGCGACGCGGCGCAGGCCCUGGGCUUCCUCUACGUCGCGAGCGGGCCGCUCGUGCGGUCGUCGUACCGCGCGGGCGAGCUCUUCGUGAAGAACGUGCUGCGGGGGCGGAAGCCGAAGAAGGCCGACGUCGGGGCCGCGGCCGAGUCGCUCGCCGCCGCGGCGGCGGCGUCCACGGCGGCGGCGGCGGCGGCGACCGCUGCUGCGUAA
Messenger RNA from Pelagomonas calceolata, 1371 nucleotides. The record is from the annotation of a GenBank genome assembly. NCBI's taxonomy places the organism in Eukaryota, Pelagophyceae, Pelagomonadales, Pelagomonadaceae.